AUGCCAAAGUAUCAUUCAGGGGGAAGAAAUAAGGCUAGUGAGUGGAAUGAAGUGACCAUAUUAAGUGAUCAACCAAAUAGAGAUGAACUGGAUUUACAAGUUGCAAGAUUUUUCUUUUCAGCAAAUAUACCAUUCAACGUAGUAGAAAAUCUUAAAUUUACCAAGCUGCUUAAAAAACUUAGACCUGGAUAUGAGCCACCAAAUAGAAAACAGAUAUCUUCAGAACUCUUAGUAAAGAUAAAUGAAGAAGUAAUCAAUUUAAUGAAAAAUGAUCUUGCUGAUGAUAGUGCUGUUACCCUAAUUCAAGAUGGUUGGAAUACAUUCAGUAAUGAUCCUAUAAUUGCUCAUAGCAUCCAUAGUAAAAAUAAACCUUAUCUCAUUUCUGCAAUUGACACUAGAAGCCAAUCAAAAACAGCAGAAUAUUGCGCUCAAGCUGCUAAGGAUGCAAUUAAAAUUGCUAAAGAAACGUUCAAUAAAGAUGUAUUUGCAGUAUGCACUGACAACGAAAAUAAAAUGUCUAAAAUGAGAAAACUUUUGCAGGCUGAAGCCCCUAAGUUGAUAACAUUUGGUUGCUCUGCUCAUUUUUUAAAUUUGGUUGAAAAGGAUGUCUCUCCAAAGUCUAUAGUAAAGCAUAUUAUAGCAAUUCAUAAAUAUUUUCGUAAUCAUCACCAACCACAUGGUUGGUUAUUGGAAAAAGGUGGACUGAUGCCACAGCUACCUAAUGAUACUCGCUGGAACUCCCAACUAGAUUGUUUACAGACAUACAUAUCUAAUCAUUCUCUGUACGUUGACAUUAGAGUUGAGCAUAUGGAAUCCAUUGAUCCUUCGAUAGGAAGCCUAAUUGACAAUCUAUCAAUACAAAGAGAAGCAAUAAAUUUAUAUGCACAACUGAAAAUUUUGGUGUUGCGUAAGAUAAGUUGCAAGCAGACGAUACAACUUUGUCUGAAGCAGUUGAGAUUUGGCAAAGCCUCAUACAUAAUGAAAAAUUGGCUUUGUACAAAGAUGAUAUUUUAAAGAGGUUCAAGAAGGCAAUUGUUCCAUGUCAU
Molecule: messenger RNA, 1046 nt
Organism: Hydra vulgaris (swiftwater hydra)
Lineage: Eukaryota; Metazoa; Cnidaria; Hydrozoa; Anthoathecata; Hydridae
Source: RefSeq, a predicted model, not a curated record